Molecule: messenger RNA, 4433 nt
Organism: Trichomycterus rosablanca
Lineage: Eukaryota; Metazoa; Chordata; Actinopteri; Siluriformes; Trichomycteridae
Gene: atf5b
Product: activating transcription factor 5b
Exons: 4
Coding region: 559-1887 (442 amino acids)
Biological process (GO): regulation of transcription by RNA polymerase II
Cellular component (GO): nucleus
Molecular function (GO): DNA-binding transcription activator activity, RNA polymerase II-specific; RNA polymerase II transcription regulatory region sequence-specific DNA binding
Source: RefSeq, a predicted model, not a curated record
UUUUAGUCACAGAAAUGGCUAAAAUAAAGCAGUGAUGUAUUUAGUGUAAUCUGUGUGAGAAGGAGCGCCGCCAGUUACAGGUACACACACAACAGUCGGAGUAAGUACUGUUUGGCGGACUGAUAUAUCAGACUGUAAUAAGGCCGCGUGUGGAGAGGCGUGUUGCUCCCUGGUGCUGAAAAGUUUUUAGACGCUUUUUUUCCCUUCACACGGGUUUUCCCCUCAGCAAACAGUUUGUACGACAUAGAAGCGAUGGUUUGUUAAUCUAAGUAUCAUUUUGACGGAGUUUUCAGCGUUGAAACCGCACUUCAGCUUACAUCAACAUGGAGUUCACCCACUCGUGCUGUGUGACAGAUACCUUGAAUUUUGACACACUGUAUGCAAUUCAGCACUUCAACCAAAUCAUCGAAGAUUGUGGCAGCAUAGAACCUUCCCUGCAAAAUUCUCCUCAUUUGCACAGCCGGCCACCGAUUUCUCUCUUUCCUACUGGCUAACGACAGCCAAUCCGGAAAAAGUGGGGAGGAGUUAACACGGACGUACAACAUAAUUGCAGAUUGGAUGACAGAACAUUUUGACAACUACCCCCACUCAGCGUCAACUGAAUCAUCUCCUGGUUCAUCCAUACCACCUUCCCCCUUGGAGCAUGAUGUCCACGUGCCCUCCGAUUUGGAGGUCAUGACCUCCUUACUAAAUGAGGAACUUGCUCAACUUGAGGAUUAUUACCUAUUCGAAUCAUCACCAAUGAAAGUGGACAAAUGGCCAAAAUGUGACAAAGGCUACCAAGCUAUGGCUACCCCAUCGUACUACCAACUGCCCUGCACGUCCUAUAAUCUAAACCAGUCUGAAUCAAACCCCAGGCUUGUUAACCUUUCAACAGGGGAGCUCGAUUUAAGAGGGUUUUGUGGCGGCCCUGUUGGAAGAUCUAAAACGUCGAGACCCUCUCCCUAUAGCUACGUUCGAACCCACUCUACCAGUCAAAGGAUAGCAUCAAACGGAUGCAAAGACGUUGAAGUCUUCGAGAAAGAGACAUGGACUUUCAAAGGGACUCAUUCAGGUUAUGCCGAGAUGGCUUUAGAUCAGUGUGCUGUAGACAAAAUCUUUGCGAAGAACCACAAUGGUACGAAAAAGGUCAGAGAAUGUGCUAUAAUGCUGAAGGAAGAAGAAAAGCGAUGUUUUACGGAAGAUGUUUUUUACAGAGCAGAGAUGAAGAAAAGUUUUGAUGGCGGUGCACCGCUGGACGCUCACCACAGGAGAGAAGGUCAGGUUCAUGGAAUGAAGAUGCUCGGCUAUGGUCAAGAAGGUGUUUCAAUGCCCGUGUUGCACUGUAAUGAAAACGGAAGCAAUCCCGCGUAUAAACACCCCGAAGUGGCAGAGUGCUACUUCAACCAAAUUACGGCCAAUUUAGACCCGUAUCACGGCUUUAUGAACGAGGUCGAUCCUCCAGUCCGAACUGGGGGUGUUGAUAACCAGAAUAUUGGCUACUCGAACCAUGAAUGCCUUGCAGAUCAGAGCUUUGAAUGUAUGUCCGGAGACAGCGUGGGAUCUUCUUUGGAGUUUCCGGUACAGAAACCAAUGCAGAGACUGAGAGAGAACUUGUGUAUGUUCAAGCCGGAGGUCAAAGUAAGUUGCUUGGAAAGAAACUAUGGAGAGCGCAAGCAAAAGAAACGAGACCAGAACAAGACCGCUGCUUACAGGUAUCGGCAGCGCAAGAGGGCAGAGCAGGACUGUUUGGAGGAGCAGCUUCACGGCUUGGAAGGCCGUAACAGGGAGCUGCGGGACAAAGCCGAAUCCGUCGAGAGAGAGAUCCAGUACGUCAAAGACCUCCUGAUCGAAGUGUACAAGGCUCGGAGUCAGCGCUUGAAAGAGGAUUGCAGUGCCUCAACUUGAUCUCAGCACCAGCUUUUUUUCUGUAAGGACAUCAGCUCUGACGGCAUGUUUUUGAUGGACUGUGAGGCUCAAAAGAGAGCUCACGCAAAUGUGAUGAAGGACUUGAAAUGUUUUCGAACACACUGUGAUAGUAGCUUUAAGCUGACCAGUAAUCUUAGUACUCUGAGAGCUUAUGUUAUGUUAGAAACAGUCAAGUUUCUUUGAGCUUUAUAUUACAAUGCUCUGUGCAGACUCAAAUCUACCAAAAUAGAACAAAAUAUGUUACUCUAUGUAUGUUAGCUGCACAGUGGUUCAGUACAAUACAGACUGUAAAACUGUGUUCACAUGGGCAUUCUUGGCAUCUACCGGAUACACACUAAUGUUAUAGAUGUUGACAUAAUGCUCUAUCCAUCAACUACACUGGCUACCCAUCUCGCUCCAUAUUCAAUUUAUAGUUCUAUUACUAACAUAUAAAUCCCUCAAUGGUCUGGCCCUGGUCUACUUAUCAGAACUUUUACACCCCUAUUCACCUGCAUGACCAUUUAUGUCCUCAGAUACUGGUCUCUUGCUGGUAGAUCAUUCAGUGUCAUGGCCCCAAAACUAUGGAACACCUUACCACAAACUCUCCUCCUCUGCUCUUCAUUUUUUUCUUUUAAAACUCAGCUAAAAGCCUACCUUUUUUCUCAGUACUUCCUUCCUUCUCUCUAAUUUGAUAUGUAAUUUAAUAUGCAUGUAAAGUGACCUUGGGUACAAGAAAGGUGCUAUAUAAAUAAAACAUUAUUAUUAUUAUCCAUUGCAAAGGUUUAUUAUUGAGCGAACGCACCUCAACAUAAUUAGCUGUAUGUCCAGCCACAUGUGGAGCCCACAGCCACACAAGUGUAUCUGUGAGAAUUUGUGGCCAUUAAAAAGGCAUAACAGCACUUGUACUCUAAUAUUGGACGAGUUCAGUAAAUUUGAGGUCCGGGCUCUGUGCAGGCCACUAAAGUAGCGCCACACCAAACUCAAACCAUGUCUUCAUGGACAUUGCUUUGUGCACAGAGGCACAGUUAAAGUGGAACAUUACGGUUGGCACAAAAUUCAAGGCAUGUAAUUUAUUUUAUAUUAAUUGUUAUAUACACCAGUUAGCUAAGAAUGUGGCUGUAACACCUCGGCUCCAUAAUGAUGAGGUGUCUUUAUAUUUUUUGGCAGACAGCGUUUUAACUAAAACUGUCCAGUUUAGCACAAAACAUUUAGUUUUCAGAGCCUUUAACAAUAGAAAACAUGGAUUCAGUGAUCCAUGUGUGUAUUUAUGACUUUGUCCCAAUUCCCAUCAUACUGUACAAAGCAUGCUAAAUUAGUACAGUACUAUUAGUCGUUACUGAUUUUGAUCAUUAAUAAUAUUCUCAAAUUAAUAAUAAUAAUAUUGUUUUCUGGUGCUAUGAUAAAAAAAAAAAAUACCUGCCCACAAUUUCACCAGCAAUGCAUUCAAUGCGAUUUCUGAUGGUUGCCAAAAAUGUUCAUGCGAACGCUGCCUAAGUAGCAAGCACAAGUAAUCAAUGAUAGUCAUGUGUACUGGAACUAUAUAGAGCACUGUAAUGUUAAGCAUAUUUUAUUUACAAUUUUUAUGUUAAUAGUUAUUUUACUUAUCAGUUUUAUUCUAUGUAGAACGUUUGUUUUCAAUUGCUAUGACUAAAGGGUGCAAGAGGACUCUAUUCGAACACAUUUAACACAGUGUACAUCAGCAACGUACUGUGGCUUAAAACCCACAAAUAAGUGUUGAAUUUUUUUCACUGGCUCAGGUAACAAAUGCAUGUCUGAAAUACUGAAGCAUGUUGGCUUUACUGCAUGAUUCACUUAUACCACUGCAUCGCGCGUCAUGACCGCAAGUAGACUUCAUUUCUGCCAUCAGUUCUUUUAUUGUUUAUUCUUUAGAGCGUGCAACCAAACUAGCUUUGUAAGGCAUGAACUAUUAUUAAUUAGUAUGGGGAUUGUUUGCUUUCUUGUGCAGGUACGCGCCAAACAAUCUCCGUCAUGAUGCUGACGAACUCAAAGACCCUGUAUUGUAGGCCUUAUUCAGCGAUCCACAUAUCCAGGUGCUUAUUAGGCCUGCUUAAUGAACCACACCUUAUAAAACUCAUCUUACAGAACAACCUUUUGCAGGAAAGGCUGUGUGAAACCGGUAUGAGCGUCAGAAUCAAACAGCACAAUAAAUGUGAAUCUAAUUACCAUCUUGUGUUUGUGUACACAGGUACAAAUAAUCAUUGUUUACAAAGCUUGUUUGUAAAUCCUCCUUUCAGAUUGCCGUUCUUUCAUGAUGUAAUAAUGGAAUCUACUAAUCUCAAACAAACAAAUUUCUAGAACCACUAUAAUAUACAACACGUUUUAGAACCACUUUAAUAAUUUCAGUAUUAUAUUAUGAUGCCCACGAUUACCAUGACUUAUAAGCAUAAAAGUCAUAAAUCUCUGGUUUACGGUAAUCACAUUUUAUUAGAUUAAGUCCGUGCAAAAACCAUUGUUGGUAAAUUUAUAUAACGACGUUUUCUCUGUUUUCCCCUCACAAAGAGAACUAAUAUAGAACAUUAAAAUAA